Messenger RNA from Nicotiana tabacum (common tobacco), 1772 nucleotides. RefSeq lists its product as uncharacterized. The record is from RefSeq and is a predicted model, not a curated record. Lineage: Eukaryota; Viridiplantae; Streptophyta; Magnoliopsida; Solanales; Solanaceae.
ACUCAUUGUUUGCUUGGCCAACUAUGAGAUGACUUGUUGCAUCAUGGCUCGUGCCUUCAUCCAUUAGCCUCGUUUUGAUUGGGGUGCGACACACCCUCCAAAUUUGUUGCAGCAUCCUCAGGUACUCCCCAAACAUGCUUGGACAUGGGCAUAGAAUGUGGUCCUUAUUUCAAAUAUGAGAAAAACAAAGUAGGUAUCUAGAGAAAAACCAUUCCUAUUUACAGAUGAUUGACUUGAAGAUAAGACGCCAUCAGCAUAAACUAGUCCUUAGUCACACACACAGACACACACUAACCAUGGGAAGCACAAGUAAGGAAACCAACAAGUUAGAGAUGCAUGAAUUUGGCCCUUGUGAAAAUGCAUUCCAAAUUGGCUUCUUGAUAGGUCAAAGAUUCUCAAAACAGAUACGCAGCAGAUUAUCUAAUGACCUUAUUCUUCAAAACCAGCUCCUCCCUUUUGCUCAGUUCCCAAAUUCCCAGCCACUCAUUCAUACUUUAUCUGAAACUAAUAAGAACAAGUUUCCCAAUUACUGGAAUGAACUCAAAGGAAUUGCUGAAGGAAGUGGCGUCCCAUUUCUCAAUAUUUUACUAUUGAACUUUAGGAAAGAGAUAUUGCCUUUCAUUCCAAAGACAGAAAGUAAUCUGAAGGAAGAUGAAAUUAGUGCUGACUGUUCAUCUAUUCUUGUUGUUAACAACUCCAUGGCUGUGGCUGCUCAUAAUGAGGAUGCAAAUGUUGCUCUUGUUGGACACACUUAUUUGGUUAAGGUGACAUUGUCUAAUGGAACAUCAUUCACUGCUUACACAUAUGCUGGAGAACUUCCAAGUUGUGCCUUUGGAUUUAAUAGUCAUGGAGUGGCAUUUACUUUAAACUCAGUACCACCAUGUGAGGAAGAGAUAGUAGCUGGUGCCAUUGGCAGAAACUUCGUGUCCAGAGACCUACUUGAAGCAAAUAGCAUUGAGGAUGCUCUGGCUAGGAUCCAUUCGUCAGAGGCUUCAGUAGGGCACAGCUAUAACUUGAUAGACACAAGAGCUCGGAGGAUUUUGAACGUUGAGACUGCAUCAAGAAAUCGAAUUUCAGUUCAUGAAGUCGGAGAAACUCCAUUUUUCCAUGCCAACAUGUAUCUGCAUCUUCAAGUAAAGCAGGCACAAGACGAGAACUCCUUGAGCAGGCAAACAAGAGCAUCUUCUUUGGCAAAGGAAUCAAAAAAUGAUUUCUUAGCACUUGUUGGGGACAGGAAUGCUAAGAAGUAUCCUAUUUACAUGACAGGUCCAUUGCUAUACACACUGUGCACAGCUGUGAUAGAUUUGGAUGAGAAAACGUUAUCAAUUAUAGAAGGGAACCCAAAGGAGAAACAAGAAUCCUAUGUCUUCCCAUUGUCCUAAAUGCAAGCUAUGACGGAGACUUGGCGUCUCAAGUAAUUGAGGAUCCAGGGAGAAAUGUUUUUACCAUAUAAAGUAUUCUUUCAAAUUGGGAUCUCAAAAACAGAAAAGGAUCUGCUCAACAUAAACCUUUGUUUGGGAGGGAACUUUUGAUUUUUAAGUGUCUGCUUUUCAGAGUAACUGAAUAUAUAUAACAAGACCGACAAAGUUCUAUACCAAAGCAGCUCGUGCUAACCGAUUGUUACCAGUAUUCCCAUGCCCAAAACUCAAUGUAUAAAAGGUUACAUAAACAUCCACCGAUCAAAAGGAAGGCCUAAUCUAAAAUAUUAACAUAAUCUUCUAUUUUCUGGUGGAAAGUAGCAGCUUAUUCUGUUUAAUUACUGGUGGAAAAUA